Messenger RNA from Colletotrichum karsti, 549 nucleotides. RefSeq lists its product as uncharacterized. The transcript has a single exon. The record is from RefSeq and is a predicted model, not a curated record. The coding region runs from base 1 to 549 and encodes 182 amino acids. Lineage: Eukaryota; Fungi; Ascomycota; Sordariomycetes; Glomerellales; Glomerellaceae.
AUGUCGCCCACAGCAAAGCAGCACCUCGCCACCAUGAUCACCUCGAGUUUCCUGCAGCUUUACAAAACGCCCUGGCUUCUGGAUCUGAUGACCGGUGACCACAUCAUCUUCCUGAAGAAGCCGGACGAUCCCGGAAACGUGUAUAUGCAAUUCAAUGACGCCUUCGUCAUGAAGCGGCAUACCGAGGACACGAGAAAAGGCGAACACAAUCUUAAGAAUGCUUCUUUCGUUCGGAAUCCGGCCUUGGUGUCACUUGGCAUCCUUCUUUCAGAGCUCCAUCAUGGCAAGACGAUCGAUUCGUGUCAGGAAUCAUAUGAGAGACCUUACAAUGACAACGAAAACUUGUUCCGAGCCUCACUCACGGCUCAGAGGCUCUUCAUGGAGAGAAACUGGCUGAACAAGGAGUACGCCAAUGCGGUGCAACUCUGUCUCUGUGGCGACUUCGCUGGGCCUGAGCGAGAUGUGACAGAUGAGACCUUCCGACAAGAGAUGUAUGAGAAAGUUGUGAGGCCACUUGAGGAAUCAAUCAGAAGGUUAACGUUUUCUUGA